AUGAACGGAGAUAUUCCAAUAUAUCAACCACCACAACCAACUAAUGAGGUUCAACCACUUUUAAAUGACUCAACACCCCAACAACCCCAAGUACCAAUAUACCAACCAUCUGCACAACCAAAUGGAUUAGAGUAUCAACCAAACUUAGUCAACCAACCAUCUGCACCAGUUAUUCCUGAUCCUCAUAUCCAACAACCAAGUUACCUUGGUCCACAACAAGUUCCUGUAGUCCAGUAUAAUCAACCACCACCUGGAAUGACUGAGUCAUACCAACAACCAUUAUCAUAUCAAGUACCACCAAAUCAAGGUGGGGUUGUUGUACAACAACCAGUUACUACAAUCCAACCUCAACAACCACCACAAAUUACAUUCUAUCCUUCUCAAAUGUUUUGUCCACAUUGUAAUAAAUUAAUCACAACUGAAGUUACUUAUGAGUCAGGUUCUUUAGUUUUUAUAUUAUGUUGUGUUUUAUGCUGUUUUGGAUUAUUAUGUUUUUCUUGCAUUCCUUGUUGUCUUGAUGGUUUGAAAGAUGCUCAUCAUAAAUGGUUUGUUUAUUGUUUUCUUGAUAUUCUUAUUGAAAUAAAUAAAUGA
Messenger RNA from Entamoeba histolytica HM-1:IMSS, 591 nucleotides. RefSeq lists its product as uncharacterized. The transcript has a single exon. Lineage: Eukaryota; Evosea; Mastigamoebida; Endamoebidae. Gene Ontology annotation, molecular function: zinc ion binding. The record is from RefSeq and is a predicted model, not a curated record. The coding region runs from base 1 to 591 and encodes 196 amino acids.